This is a messenger RNA of Grammomys surdaster, 906 nucleotides long. It is a transcript of the gene Syce2, whose product is annotated as synaptonemal complex central element protein 2. Gene Ontology annotation, cellular component: central element. Gene Ontology annotation, biological process: synaptonemal complex assembly. The transcript has 5 exons. The record is from RefSeq and is a predicted model, not a curated record. Bases 94 to 627 code for a protein of 177 amino acids. Lineage: Eukaryota; Metazoa; Chordata; Mammalia; Rodentia; Muridae.
GGGGCCCGGGCGCACUUCAUUCAGCACGUGCUCGGGGCGUGGUGUGCGGAGGGCGUGGCGUGCGCGGAGGGCGCCGAGGCGGGAAAAGACGGAAUGGAGCGCCAGGGAAGCUGGCUGUGCUCGCAGGUGGCCGUGCCUCCCGUGGAGUUAAGGGACCAGGAACCGCCGGCGAUUGUGGAGAGCGGAGAGCAUCAGCAGAAUGAGAACCACGAGGAGACGCCUACCUCAGUGGCCCCGAGUGCCAGUUGCCAGCUGCCAGGACCCUUCUCCUCUCUGGAUUCUAGCAUUGAAACCCUGAAGAAGAAAGCUCAGGAACUGAUUGAAAACAUCAAUGAAAGCAGGCAGAAGGACCAUGCACUUAUGACCAACUUCAGGGACAGCCUCAAAAUGAAGGUCUCAGAUCUGACAGAAAAGUUGGAGGAGAGGAUGUACCAGGUGUACAGCCACCACAGCAAAAUCAUUCAGGAAAGACUACAAGAAUUCACCCAGAAGAUGGCAAAGAUCAGCCAUCUGGAAAUGGAGCUCAAACAAGUCUGCCAAACUGUGGAAACUGUGUACAAGGACCUAUGUGUCCAGUCUGAGGUUCCCACUUCCGAAGAACAGAAUUACAAAGAUGGUGAAUGCUGACUUCUGCUAAGAGGCUUCUGUCUCAAUGCCUUCUCACCAAGAGGAGGCACAGAGGCUACUGUUUGAACCAUGCUGAUAUUGUUUUUUUACAGUUCUGUAACCCAACACAAAGCCACCAAUGAUCUUUAUGCUAAUUACCAACAUGUGACAAGGUUAGACCCUGCCAUAGGCCUUGCCUUAGCAAAUUCUCCCAACCCACAUCUAUAGUUGAUUAAAUGUUUUGAUUUCACCCUGGUCAUACUUUAUUCCAGAGUUGGGAAGACUGAUGAUCAUCUAUGC